Struthio camelus australis is the source of this 1474-nucleotide messenger RNA. NCBI's taxonomy places the organism in Eukaryota, Metazoa, Chordata, Aves, Struthioniformes, Struthionidae. The record is from RefSeq and is a predicted model, not a curated record.
AUGGUACAUGUGGACAGCCGCACACAGAUCCUACCUCUCCCUCUCCUGAGACUGAUUGUGGUUUUCGUAUUACCUAAUGAGCUUAUCAUUUCCUGUACUAGUUGUAACACAGCUAAAUAUUUUCUAGGUUACCUAACCAAACUUCUGCAAAAUCACACUGCCUACGCCUGCGAUGGGGAGCGUUUGAGUCUGCACUGUCCUCGGCAUUCAACAAUAAGUGUUCAGUCAGCGUUUUACGGGCAAGACUACCAGAUGUGUAGUACCCAGCAGCCUGAAACCAGGAUGACAGAACCCAUAAACUGUGUGGCACCCACCUCUUUGCAGAAAGUACUGGAUGAAUGCCAAAACCUGAGAUCCUGCCAACUCCUUGUCAAUAGUCGGGUUUUUGGACCUGAUCUAUGUCCAGGAACCACUAAAUUCCUCCUUGUCUCCUUUAAAUGCAAACCUACUGAAUACAAAACCAAAUCAGCAUGUGAAAACCAGGAACUGAAACUCCACUGUCAGGAGUCAAAGUUCCUUAUCAUCUACUCCGCCACCUAUGGCAGAUCGGCACAGGAAGAGAACAUCUGCUCGACAGAAAUGGAGCGCGUCCCCCCCUUCGACUGUUUAUCUUACACAGCCUUGGAAGUGUUAUCAAAAAGGUGUUACGGGAAACAGAGAUGUAAAAUUAUUGUCACUAGCCAGGAUUUUGGAAGUCCAUGCCUACCUGGAGUGAAAAAAUACCUUAACGUCAGCUAUGCAUGUGUUCCUAAAUUCAUCCUUACAGCUGUCGACCCACUGGUCGCUGAUAGCAAGCCCUCCGUGAAACAGAACGGUGUUGUCACAGGUAUCGACUUUGACCCGAGGGAGUCACGACUUCCAAAGAAAGAAGGAAUUAUCGUUAGCAACUCCUUGGCCACAUUUGCAUACAUUAGAGAUCACCCUGAAAGAGCCGCUCUACUGUUUGUGUCCAGUGUUUGUGUGGGUUUAAUCUUCACGCUGUGUGCUUUGGUGAUCCGUGUGUCAUGCUCUAAUGACUUCCAGAAAUUGCACGGAAAGAAAGAUCACUUAGUGCCAGAAAGUGAUGGAGCAUACGAGAAGAGUGAAAAUGAGGAGGAGGAAAAUGAGGAGGAGGAGGAGGAGGAGGAGGAGGAGGAGGAGGAGGAUUCCUCCGAAUCAGACUUUCCGGAUGAGAUAGCAGGACUUUACAGACCUUCUUACUCAGGUUAUAAUUCAACAGAAGCCGCAGAGCUCGCUGAGAGGAUAGAGCGCAGAGAACAGAUCAUACAAGAAAUUUGGAUGAACAGUGGUCUGGAUAUGACACCUCCUAGAAAUAUGAACACAUUUUAUAUUAAUGAACAAUAAAUGGCUUAUUUUGGAUGGCUCCCUAGCCCUUUUUUUUUAAAAAAAAUGUACCUUCUGUGAAGGAACAUUUGUAUCAGGACAUAUAAUUAUUUGUAAAGUAAGGAGAAAUAUAUUCAAUAAAAGGAGAGUU